AGUUCAACACAAGGGAGAGCUCUGGACAGUUCAGGCAGCCCCACUCCGCAGUAGAGCCGGGGCAAACAAAUGGCUUCCAGUAUGUGUACCUGCCUACAGCUUUAAAGGAAAGCAGUCUGUGAAGGGAAGCGGCUAACCUGGAAACAAGAGUUGGCAUUCAUCCCAUCCUUUAUAGUGAUGAUACAGGACAAAGAGGAAUGGAUAAAAACAUUGGUGAGCAACUCAACAGAGCAUAUGAAGCCUUCCGACAAGCGUGCAUGGACAGAGACUCGGCAAUAAGAGAGCUACAGCAGAAGACUGAGAACUAUGAACAAAGAAUACGCGAGCAACAAGAACAGCUGUCAUUUCAACAAACUCUUAUUGACAAGUUAAAAUCACAGCUACUUCUGGUGGAUUCCAGUCGAGAUAACAGUUAUGGCUAUGUACCUUUGCUUGAAGACAGUGAAAAAAGGAAGAAUAAUUUGACUCUUGAUGAACCACAUGAUAAAGUGAAACUAGGAACACUGAGAGAUAAGCAGUCAAAGGGGAGAAGACAAGUUUCUUCUGGAAAAGAGCCCUCAGCGGAUCUCAGCCUCCCUUCACAUCAUCACAGGGAUAAUAUAGAGAAGACUUUCUGGGACCUUAAGGAAGAAUUUCAUAGGAUAUGCUUGCUAGCAAAAGCACAGAAAGACCACUUGAGCAAACUUAAUAUACCAGAUAUUGCAACUGACACACAGUGCUCUGUGCCCAUACAGUGUACUGAUAAAACAGAUAAACAAGAAGCGCUGUUUAAGCCCCAGGCUAACGAUGGUAUAAACAGAAGUGCACCGUGUAUCGCAUCUGUUACACCAAGAGGACUGGGCCGAGAUGAGGAGGACACCUCUUUGGAAUCUCUUUCUAAGUUCAAUGUCAAGUUUCCACCCAUGGACAGUGACUCUGCUUUCUUACAUAGCACUCCAGAGACACCCAGCAUCCUUAGUCCUGACACAUCUGAGGCUGUGCGCCAGGACACAUUUAAUAUGGAAGGCAGAGACAACCCAGGAAACUUUGGUAAAACAGAAGAAACUUUAUUUGAAAUUCGGGGAAUUGACCUCAUGACUUCAGCUAUACAAAACCUUAAAACAACUGACAAAACAAAACCCUCAAAUCUUAGAGCUCCGUGUUUGCCAGCUGGAGACCAUAAUGUGUUCUUCCCACUUCAGGACCCGCCUGAUGCACCUUUUCCCUCACUGGAUUCCCCAGGAAAAGCUGUCCGAGGACCACAGCAGCCCUUUUGGAAGCCCUUUCUUAACCAAGACACUGACUUAGUGGUACUAACUGGUACAGACUCGGACUGCCUUAAACCUCAAGUGUGUGCAUUCUGUCAAGAGCCUUUCCCACCAUCCAUGACUUCCAGGGGGGAUUUCCUUCGGCAUCUUAAUUCACACUUUAAUGGAGAGACUUAGGGCACAUUUGAAAACAGACAUAGCAGGCGCUCUGUGAUGCUCUGGGUUUGUAGUGCUGGAGAGCACUUGCUGUAAGCUGAUGUAGGGUGUUUAUAGAAGGGAUUCACUGUCACUGAUGUUUGAGUGUUUUCUAAACUUGUUACUUAUCUUUUAAGAGAGAUCAUUUUGUAUAAAACUAAUUCAUUGUAUUCAUGUUUACACUAUUAUAAUAAUUCAAAUUUUUCAUGUGACUUAGAGUUACAUAAUCAUAAUUUAUAUCUCAAAUACCUACGCUUAUUGUUUGGCUCAUGAGAUCUAUUAAAUUUGGUAAUACCAAAUGUGUGUAGGAUUUCACUUGAAUUAUUAAAUUAUUUAUGCUACAGCUCAUGUUCUUUUAAGAUACAUAAUAUAAUUUACAGAGAAUAGCAGACAAUAUAAUCAUCUAAGUAAAUAUUGAAUCAGACAUCAGUUGCCCAGUGAAAAUUAUUUAAACAUUUUAGAUUAUUUUUUUAAAUAAUGCACAUGGUUUUAAUUUUUACUUUGUGUAUAGUAAAAUUAAAUAUUAAAUAUUAAAAUUUACAUGUGUUGUGAUAAUAAAAGUGUUCUCUUUUUCCGAGGUAAAUAAAUAAAUG
Myodes glareolus (Bank vole) is the source of this 2035-nucleotide messenger RNA. RefSeq names its product TRAF family member associated NFKB activator (gene Tank). Gene Ontology annotation, biological process: negative regulation of canonical NF-kappaB signal transduction. NCBI's taxonomy places the organism in Eukaryota, Metazoa, Chordata, Mammalia, Rodentia, Cricetidae. The record is from RefSeq and is a predicted model, not a curated record.